GAUCACAAUGUUUCAAUGUUCAACUUCAUUUCUCAUUUUGAAGUCAGUCAGUGAGGUGUGAAGUGGGCCGAAAAAUGAUAACUUCUAAGAUUCAGCUGCCUUGGUCUGCUACCAAAGUGCCAGCUAGUCAAUUGAUUUUGACUAUAUUUUUGUGCCUAAUUGUGUUCUAUGGCCUGACUAAGCUCGUAGCCAUUCCUCUGCGCAUCGAUGACUUUGAUAGCUUCAGAUUGAGGCCCAUUCAGGAGGAUGUCCAAUUAGCAGCCCACUGAGGAGAUUCCACUGCAUUCGCGUGGAGAGUAUACAAACAAGAACGAUUUGCGAUUCUAGACAAAUAUUAGAACAAAAAAUGUUCUAAUAUUAGACUCAAAGCCAACCAAAAACCUAUUUACAUGCACUGCACAGCUUCCAAUUGAAAAAUUAGUGACUGAACAAAAAAAAAAAAAAGAAAAUUAUAUAAUCACAUGUCGGUUGAAGUAACACGAAUGGGAACGUGACUAUAGUUCAUCCUGUGUCUAGCAUUCUAUUUCGCUGUUUUAUUUGCUAUCUAUGGUGAUUAGCUUUAUUUAAACAAUUAUAUGUUAUCAUUGAAAAUUUGGACUUAAUGAGUUACUCAGAUAACGUAAUAGAUAGUAAAACCUCAUAGCAAAGCCUUUAUGUGGAGCAAAAGUAUAAAAAUAAACCUUGAAUAACGUAGAUAACAAAAAUGGGUAUUCUCAACGUGUCUCAAAGUCAGGGUGUCUUAGGUCAUAGAAUAAGAUUUACAAUCUAACAAAAAAUAAUUUAGAUAUGAAUUAUUUUCUUAGGCAAGAAUCUUGUUUAACAGUCAAGAAAUGAUAAUAAAAAUGUAAUUGAUUAUAAAAAUAUAAAAUAUAUGACGAUGA
This is a messenger RNA of Drosophila eugracilis, 881 nucleotides long. RefSeq lists its product as uncharacterized. The transcript is spliced from 3 exons. The record is from RefSeq and is a predicted model, not a curated record. Bases 75 to 269 code for a protein of 64 amino acids. NCBI's taxonomy places the organism in Eukaryota, Metazoa, Arthropoda, Insecta, Diptera, Drosophilidae.